This is a messenger RNA of Caenorhabditis elegans, 2017 nucleotides long. RefSeq names its product Protein kinase domain-containing protein (gene C26D10.7). Lineage: Eukaryota; Metazoa; Nematoda; Chromadorea; Rhabditida; Rhabditidae. The transcript has 7 exons. The record is from RefSeq and is marked reviewed. Bases 152 to 1942 code for a protein of 596 amino acids.
UUUGCCCUCCACUUGUUUCUUUUCCUCACUACUAAUUCUGUUAACACAAAUCAUCAUUUUCUUGUCAUUCUUCAAAUUGAUUGUUCAUUUUGAUUACCUAUCAUUUCCUGAAGUUUCAUCAAAUUCGAAGCUGGCCCGUAUUUUCAGAAGCAUGAAACCACCGUUUGAGUGGCCUCCCCAGUUUAUUCUGCUUCUUCUAGCAGUUUCAACAUACGGAUUUCCACAUGAAGAGAAACCAAAUGAGCUCUUACGUGCAGAUCCACCACACUGUUCGAAGACACCAAUUGUUAAUUCUCAAACAUCUAAAAGUGUAAUGUCAUCAAUUGCAAGUGGAAUGCAAAUGCAAUUCUCAAUUGGAUUGCACACUUCAGUCUGUUUCAGAUUAUAUGAAGACACUCAACUCGCAUCCCAAGCGAUCAAUGAUGAUGAAAAUGCUGGAAAUCAGACAUCACUUCUUCAUACUUUUCGAUUGGAAAAGCUUGAACAUCAUCAUCCGAUAACCCAGCGGUACACUUUUGGGAUUCCUGAAAUCUAUGCCAGCUGUAUCUGCGAAUGUGAUUCUUCCUCUUCAAAAUGUACCGCAGAAUCUCAUCAGUUUACCGCUUGUCCAGAGUCUGAUAAGUCGGAUGAAACAUCUUCAUGCUACCGCACGUUCUUCCCAAAUCAGACACCAAUUGGGUGCAGUGAAGACGACAUCCCCAAGCUUUGUUGUGACGUUCGAUUCAAGCCAUAUAAAAAUAUGACAUUCCUCGCAGUCAAACUAGAACAACCUACAACGUAUGCAACAUUUGUCUACGCAGUUUAUGAUUUUGUAAAUGGAUAUUGGGUGGAAAAAGAGAAAACUAAUAUUCGUUCUCAAUUAGAUGGUGAGACACAGGAUAGACAUCUCGACAAGAAACGUCGGAUUUCAUUGGCUGUAACUGCCGGAGGACGAGCAUCUCAUCAAUUGGAGACAGGAAUGUAUUUCUCAAGAACAAGUAAUGGAGGAGAAACAGAAGAACUGAGAAUGCAACCAUUGAAUGAGAUUACUGAUAACAACUUUGACCGUCUUGGAUGGUACAGAAUGGACGAUUCUGGUCAUUUUCAUGUGAAUAAUGGAGUUGUGAAAAUGGAUGAUAUUCACAAGGCCAAAGUGAAAAACUGUAAAGAGCAAACUUAUAGAUCAAUUCUUGCUGUUACUAACUAUAUGCCAAGACAUUUCCGUUUGACUCGUCCACUUGAAGUUAUCAAACCGUGGAUUCAAUCUGCUCGAAUUUUUGAUAGUUCUCUCAGACAAGCUGUUGUAACACAUGCCGAAGGAACUAAUCUUCAAAUUUCAAUUCACUUGGAUGACGAGGUGGAAAGUCAAAACCUUGUCUUCUUCCAUAAUGCAUCAAGAAUUCGUGACUUCAGUGGAUCCAUCAUCGUUGAUUCAAAAUCAAAUCCAUUGUUCAACUUGACAGUAUAUGAGGCUUCUGGAAAAAUUGAUGGAUCAGUGAAGAUGUCAACUGGAUUUGGAUCUGAUACAAUUCACACAUUCACUGCUUAUGUUAGUGAUCUUCAUGCUUCAAACCGUUCUAUGAUUAUUCCACUGCCAGCGAUUGUUGGACAAGGAGCCAGAGCAAUCUGUCUCCAAGCAGAUUCAAUAACUGACAUUGAAAGCAUUUGCCACGUCACCGAGUUUUUCGAGAGCCCUUUGGAAUUUGAUUUUAUUGAAGGAAAAUGGCACGAAAUGAUUGGAACCUGCCCAACUUGUAAUCAGGUCAAUUUCAAUGGAAUGAAGAAGUACCUGAGGCCAUCUCAGUUCAUCAAUGCAAUCAUUUCGCUUGGUGAUAAUGUUAUGCUUGCAGCAGAUCUUGUUGUGUAUAUUGGAGUUUUGUGUAUUCUGUAUCUUCUUAUUACGAAGAUUAUUGUAUUUAAAAAAACUAUCAGUAACAUUGUUGAAGUAAUAUCACAAAAAUAAGAAUUUUAUGACAGCAUUUGAGCCGCAUAACUUCCACUUCCCUUAUUUUUGAAUAUUGCUCGGUAGUAUAUUCUC